Molecule: messenger RNA, 1083 nt
Organism: Diatraea saccharalis (sugarcane borer)
Lineage: Eukaryota; Metazoa; Arthropoda; Insecta; Lepidoptera; Crambidae
Source: the annotation of a GenBank genome assembly
AUGUUCUUCGUUUUGUUACUUUGUCAAUUCGCGUUGACGGCUGCUAAUCCAUUCCACAAGUAUCCAUAUGUGUUUCUUCUCGACAUCGGCAAUGAGGAGUUAGAGAAGACUAACACAGAACAAAUAAGACUCUCCUUACCAGGUGGAUCUUUAGCUUUGAGAUAUCCGGCUAUUGGCAACGGAGACACGAUAGCCCAUGUUAGAGUGAGCGGCAUAGAUUUUGGUACGGAUCUCAAAGCUAAUAUAGUGGACGGUGGGCCUGGUUACAAAUACGUUGUUGUCGUAUUCAUGGGUAACCCAGGCGUGCCCUAUGAUGCAGUGGUAACUAUCCAGACGGUAUCCGAUAGUGAUGUCGCUAACAUAAAUCAGAGUAACACAAAUAAUUUGAGCAAUUCAAUUGUUAAUGAUUCCAAAGACAAUAACGAUAGCGCUGAGGUUACAGAUGAUGAUGAGAUGAAUAAAAAAAACGUCAACACAUAUUCUAUUGAUGCUAAUGAUAGUUCCGAGGACACCAGUGAUGAUACAGAAAGUCAAAAUGCCGAAAAUGGUAAUACAGAAAUAAGUCAGGGUAGUUCAAAUAUUUACAGCUAUGCAAAAAACGAUGCCGAAGAGAUGGAAGACGACAACAACGAUGUAGGUAAUGAAAAUGAUAGUGAAAGUGACAAUUUGGGAAACGAUAAAGAUAUUCACAGGCAGUACAGUGAAGCACGUCAAGAAGUAGAGGUAAAGGAUUACCAAAAAUAUAGCGAUAUGAAUUAUGAAUACAAUAGUAAUGAAGACACACCAGAACAGAGUGUUUCAAGUGUUUAUACUAAUGAAGAGAAUGAUGAUAAGCCUGCAAGACUGAUAGACAAUAAUAUUUAUUCAAGUUAUUCAAUGCUAAGGCCUGCUUUGUUCGGAUUAAGGUUUUACCCACAAAAUGCGGUGCCUUUUAUGGUACGCGAAAACGGUGGGUCUGUUUAUAAUUCAGAAGAAUUUGAUGCGAUGAUUAACGACGAUGAUGAUCAUAAUGAACCUGAAAAAUUAAGGGAUUCAAAUAACAAUUUAUUGCAUUCAGAUGAUAACUCUGCUGUUAUGUCGUAA